Molecule: messenger RNA, 1806 nt
Organism: Uranotaenia lowii
Lineage: Eukaryota; Metazoa; Arthropoda; Insecta; Diptera; Culicidae
Product: cytochrome P450 4d1-like
Exons: 6
Coding region: 114-1634 (506 amino acids)
Molecular function (GO): oxidoreductase activity, acting on paired donors, with incorporation or reduction of molecular oxygen; heme binding; monooxygenase activity
Source: RefSeq, a predicted model, not a curated record
CAAGCGACUACUCCCGUCCUGAAUCGGCUCAGUACAGUUCAGUUCGGUCGUUGGGGAAAGACGUUUGCGCAAACUUUUGUUGAUCCCAGUUCCCAGUUGGGAUUGUGAUCGAGAUGGUUGUUUUAGCGGCGACCCUGGUGUUGGCCACCGUUGGGCUGAUUUGGUUCCUGUAUCAACGCUUUGGAAAUUUGAUUUAUUACGGGGAAAAGUUGCCGGGACCUCCGGCUUAUCCGUUGAUCGGGAAUGGGGGCAGAUUUUUGAACAAAUCUACUGCAGAGUUUCUUAUCGAGCUGGGAAAUAUUAUCAAGGAAUACGGGAAGUGUUGCCGAAUUUGGCUCGGAACUGAUCUACUCGUUCUGGUGACGGACGCUAAAAUCGCUGAAACGAUCCUCAGCAGCCCAAAAUAUCUGGACAAAUCGAUCGAGUACGAUUUCGUGCGACCCUGGCUGGGAGAUGGAUUACUUACCAGCACCGGAAGAAAGUGGCACUCCCGGAGGAAGAUCAUCACCCCAACGUUCCAUUUCAAAAUUAUGGAACAAUUCGUGGAGACAUUCGAUCAACAGAGUACCAUUUUUGUGCAACAACUAAAGGAAAAAGCUGAGAGUGGUCAGGCGUUCGAUAUCUAUCCGUACGUGACACUCUGUGCGCUGGAUGUUAUUAGUGAAACGGCCAUGGGGACGAAAGUGGAUGCGCAACUGAAUUCCGAUUCCGAAUACGUGCGAGCUGUUAAAGACAUGGCUCAUGUGGUUCAUCAGCGGUUUUUCAAUCCUUUGGCUCGAUUCGAUAUUACCUUUAAGUUUACCCAUUUUUACAAGAUGCAAACCCGUGCCCUCAAGGUGAUGCACGGUUAUACAGAUAGCGUUAUUAAAUCGCGCAGGAAAGAAUUCGGAUCCGGUCAAAGUUUGUUGGAUGAGAGCUUCGAUGGUGUUGGAUCUCGUAGAAAAAUUGCAUUCCUGGACAUGUUGCUAGCUACUCGAGUAGACGGCAAACCGUUGGAUGAUUUGGAGAUCCGGGAAGAAGUGGACACUUUCAUGUUCGAAGGGCAUGAUACAACGGCAUCAGCCAUAGGUUUUCUUUUGCGGGCCCUGGCGGAAUAUCCGGAAGUUCAACAGAAGGUGUAUGACGAGAUACUGGAAGUCGCCGGCAAUGAUAUCAACACCCCGAUGACGUUGAAAAUGUUGAACGAGCUCAACUAUUUAGAUCAAACCAUUAAGGAGAGCCUCCGUAUGUGGGCUACAGUUCCCCUCUAUGGUCGGAGAAUGAUGGAAAAUUACGACAUCAAUGGUAGGAUUUUCCCGGCGGGAACUAACGUACUUUUCUUUCCCUACUUCAUGAACAAUGAUCCGGAAUAUUUCGACAAGCCGGACGAAUUUCGUCCGGAAAGGUUUGCAGCCGAAACUUCGGCCGAAAAGACCAAUCCCUACCAGUAUAUUCCGUUUAGCGCUGGACCAAGGAAUUGUAUUGGGCAGAAGUUUGCGAUAGCUGAAAUCAAAAGUCUGAUCAGCAAAACUUUGCGUCACUACGAGUUGCUUCCAUCGGGAGUUGCAAAAGAUCCAACGAAGAGUACCAUCGUUGCUGAGCUGGUCCUAAGGGAUGAUGCUGGACUGCUCGUUAAGCUUCGUAAAAGAUCUUAGAAAGUUUUUGGUGCCGGUUUUGGUGAACUAGAACUUCCUGUUUCUCGAAAAGUAAAUUUAAGAACAGAUUAAAUGCAAUGGACACGAUAAAUAGUUGAACCACCCAUGACCGAUAGGAACUGUCGAAGCUUUGAGAUUAUAUUAUGGAAGGAUGGGAAACUUGUUGACUGCA